AUGACGGGAGAGUUACAGGAGACGGCGGAUAAAACGGCACCUUGUGCGGCCAUAACUGAGAAACGGCCUAAUCGGCUCAGUGGUUGUGUCGGCGUUUUCUUCCAGCUCUUCGAUUGGAACCGACGCUUCGCCAAAAAGAAGCUCUUUUCUCGCAAAUCAUUUCUUCCUGGGAAACAAGCUUCGAAGAGGUUUGGAAGGGAUGAGAAAAUGCUCAAAUCUAAGCUUAAUCUGAUUGAUGAUGAGAACAGAGGAAGUUUCCCAAAUAGGGGUGAAGUUGCAGAGCUUAAAAAGCAUGAAAUGAGAUCUCCUAGUUUAGUGGCACGUUUAAUGGGGCUUGAAUCAAUACCAUCUAACCACAGAGAUAAAGGGAAGAAGAAGAAGAAACCGCCGUUUUUGAAUAACGAUGGAUGCGGCGAUGUGUUUGAUGGCGAAGAAGAUAAGGGUUUCGAUAAGUCAAGGCCUCAGAAGAUGCAGAGAACAACAACAACAGGUGUUUGUGAUAGGCGUAUUGUGGCGAAGAAGUUUGGAUCCGACGCAUUGCAGAUUAAGAAUGUUUUGACCAGAGUAAGGAAACAUCAUCAGUAUAAUAGCCAUCAUCAGCAUCAGAAACUAGCUUCUCCUGUUCGAAGCCCGAGGCUUCAUGGAAGGAACUCUCGGUUGAUUGAAGCUGCUGCUAGGAUUCUGGAACCAGGAUUACAGGCAAAGAGAAAUGCAAAACAUGGUAUUGCAUUUCCAGGUUCUUCGGGAUCUAGAAGGUUUGAAAAUGUUGGGAAAGAUCCAGUUGAAGCUGUUGUUUCACCAGAUUGUCUAGAGUUUCAAAACGGGUAUAAUAAUAGUGUUGCUUCUUGUAAAGCUUGUGGUAGCUUUGUUGAUGUUCAUAGUUCGAUUCCUGUUGCUGAAGAAAAUGGAAAGAACACGGCGUUUGUUUCUGAAUCAUUGCCCUUUGAACGGUGUAAAAGAAAUGUAUUUUGGAAAAAUCAAGAACCAUCUGAUUCUGUUUCUGGUAAAGGUAGAGACUGUACGAAUCAGAUGGAGAGGAAGGCUUUACACCGUGCUCAAAAGGAUGAAAUGGCACUGCCGAGUGUCAGAAACCGAUCCGAUUUUCACAAUCAGGUAUUGCAGGGGGAAAGGUUUCCUCCGGAAGCUCGAUCUUACACCUUACAGAGCAAAAGAGGUUGUUCUUCACCUGCAAAUGCGGUCAACUGUAAAGAGAAAGACUUUAUGGCUAUGAAUAGAGGUUCUCGUAGCAGGAAUCAUAACUCGAAGUCCCUGGCUAAAUUUGAAAACUCUGAUUUGAAUCUGCAGAGAAAAUCUCACACUAGAGUUGAGGAUGCUUCUAAUAGAUCAGGAUUAAGCACUCCAGCACGGAAGAGAAGGUUAUCUUGUGUAAGUGGUCAUGGACGAGGAAGUAGCUCGAUGAGUCCAGUGUCAAGAAGAUUAGAUGGUGAAUGCUCUUGCGAUUGUAGUAAUGGCCCCAGCGGUAGUAAUGGAACUACAUUUUCUCCAUUGAAAUUUGGUUCUCCUCAUAGACAUUAUAGCCAAUGCUGUAGAGAACCCAGAGAAAGAAGAGGAGUUCAAAGCGUUCCAAAUCAGAUGGGCGAAAGAAACCCAAGAACAACAUUUCAGAAAAGGCUACCGCUAGAUGCAAGUACUCUGGGGAUGAUUCAGCAAAAGUUGAUAGAAUUGGCUUCUCGAGAAGAAGAUGAGACCAUAGGAGGAUGUGCUUUUCCCAAUAAAUCAGACUCUUUAAUUCUCCAUGAAUUGCUAUCUUCUUUAGCGAUGGAGCAGCCUUAUAUUCGAGAUACCGAAUUGCCUUGUGCAGAAACAGCUAACUGGAGGAAAGGCAAAAGAGAGUUGUGGAGUUCCAUUGGAAAUGCAAACAGUGAUUACACGAGCCCGGGUUCUGUACUUGAUGCAUCUUUCUCUAAUGAGAGUUGCUUUUCGAAUAGCAUCGACAAUAUCUCAGUUCCAGGACAGAUAAGGCUACCGCUAGAGCCUAUAGAACCCAAUUGGGACGCUCUUGAAGAUUCCGCGACUUCGUUCAUGAAAUCAACAAGUAGUGGCGAUUAUCAAGCGAUCGCAAGUCUGGUUAGCCAUGUCUCUAACGUCCUGCGCUGUUUAAGCAACACAGGUCUCAUAUUAACGCAGCAGAGAUUCACCAAUGCUAGAGAAGUUAUUAUCCACACGGAGCUAUUGGGUUGUACUACUAUACAUAAGAACUACCUCAUCGGUCCAGAAAUCUUCGAUGAACUUAUGAUUUACGCAGCUCGUUCUGAUGAUCUGGUUAAUCUCCCUGGACUAACCGGAGGGUUCCUUGUGGAUGCCAUGAUUGAAUACUUGGAACAAAGAAACAUUUCCUGCGGAUUAAAGCCUUCAAGUGCUAAAGCUGAUGAGUUGAUUCGAGGUGUUCUUGAUGAAGUUCCAAAGUGGGUAAAAUCGGAGGCUCAGUUUGGUAUGGAUGAAGUUUUUGGUUCUGAGAUGGAUCUUGAAACCCAUUUGUUCGGACUUGGAACAGAGAUUGCAUAUGAGAUCCUUUGGUGUUUGGUCGGAGAGUUAGCAAUCGAUCUUGGAAAAUCCUUUCCGGUGAAAACUCAUCUCUUUUAG
Messenger RNA from Arabis nemorensis, 2604 nucleotides. NCBI's taxonomy places the organism in Eukaryota, Viridiplantae, Streptophyta, Magnoliopsida, Brassicales, Brassicaceae. The record is from the annotation of a GenBank genome assembly.